Molecule: messenger RNA, 879 nt
Organism: Exserohilum turcica Et28A
Lineage: Eukaryota; Fungi; Ascomycota; Dothideomycetes; Pleosporales; Pleosporaceae
Exons: 3
Coding region: 1-879 (292 amino acids)
Source: RefSeq, a predicted model, not a curated record
AUGGAAGAUUAUGACCUCAAGUGUGCCCAGCUCGUCUCAGACAAUGAACCAUAUCAGAUCAGCACUCUUACCUGCGGUGUCUCAUUUGUCGCGAAUGACAAUGUUUUCGCUCUAACAUCUGCUCAUGCAUUCGAGGACAAUGACAACGAGAAAAGCGAUAAGUGUGCCUUGAACCACGUUGACUCUACCUCCGAUGAUGGUGGUUUAGAGAGCGAUGAUACAAGCGCUCUCGAAGACUAUGACUGGGGCGAGCUUGAAGUGGCGAAGGAGAUGAAACAAUACAUCCCCAGUGAUUUAUACAACCCAGCGCAUUCCAAACCGGAGUUCGAAAGACACGCCGGCUACUCUAUAUUCACGCCCAGCCAGGUUCUGGGAAGAUCAAACGAUCCGAAAUGGGCAAGUGAGCCAAAUCUUGACUGGGCUUUAGUGGAAAUGCCAUUUUCACGUAUAGAUGUCGAGUUCAACUCUCAUGUGCCACUUAAACUACCCGAGAAACCAACUCCCGUCCAUGUCGCUACUCCUUCUAGAGAUCUUAUGGGCACCAUAUCAAGCAUCCCCUCAUACAUCUCCGGCUCUAGAGAUUUCACAACCUUGACCCAGAUAUGGACAGUUACCCUUGACGGCCACAGGGAAGGAUAUUUACGCAAAGGUGAUAGUGGCUCGCCAGUACUUGGAUUUGGGUAUAUGCAAGUAUAUGGCUACAUUACUGCACUCAAUUCCUUUGGCGAGGUCCACGUGAUGCCGCUCCAAGCGGUGUUAGUCCAGAUAUGGAAGAUGGUACAGCCACGCUCAAAAUAUUCAAAGCCAAGGAUCCUCGCCGAUCAGAGAUCGUCUGUUUCAGUCCUGGCGAAAAGAAGUGGCAGCGGUGCCGGACACUGA